AUUUAUUAACAAGAACACAAAUAUAUAGAAAGCCAUUCACUCCCUACUACACUGGCUGUAGCUAGUGAUGUCAAACAGGAACAAAGGAAAACAAAGGUUCAAACAAUACGAUGGUGAUGCUGAUAACGAUGAGUAUUCCAGUGGUGGUAAACGGCAAAAGAGAAGUAAACUGCUCUCUAACUAUUUCCAAGAGGAAGCAGAAGAAGUUGAUCCUAGUGAUGAAGAAGAGGAAGAAAACCAAGAAGAUGAUGACUUCAUUGAAACCACUGGAGAAGUUGACAUACCCAACAUUGAGUAUAACAUGCACAGUCGUCUCCAUCUUCCACAUGAUGACCAAGAAGAAGAUAUUGAUGAUUUACAAACAAGGAUUCAACAGAGAUAUGCUCAUCACAAGUAUAAAAAAGAGGAGACAACCAAAGAGGUUAUUAAACAACAAUCUCUACUGCCAUCUGUGAUGGAUCCAAAACUUUGGAUGGUAAAGUGUACAAUGGGUCGUGAAAGGGAGGUAGCUAUUUGCCUAAUGAAAAAAUCCAUUGUUCACCCUGAAAAAUUUAAGAUCACGGCUGCUAUAUCAAUUCAUAAUCUAAAAAACUUCAUAUAUAUUGAAGCUGAAAAGGAGGCUUAUGUUAGGGAGGCUGUUAAGGGAAUGCCAAAUAUGUCAUCUGGUAGUAAAAUUAUGCUUGUUCCUAUUAAGGAGAUGACUCAAGUUGUUUCUGUUGAGACCAAAUCAGUAACUGAUCAUGUUACUAGAGAUACCUGGGUUAGAAUGAAGGCUGGCACAUAUAAAGGUGAUCUUGCUAAGGUUGUUGACAUUGACAAUGUAGAGCACAGGGUUAUGGUGAAACUAAUUCCGAGAAUCAACUUGAAGGCUCUAGCUAACAAAUUGCAGGGAAAGGAAGUUCUUGAGAAAAGUGCUGUUACUCCGCCUGCACGUCUCAUGAAUGUUAAUGAAGCACGAGAAUUGUAUGUCCGUGUGGAUCGCACAAGAGAUCGAUCAAAUGGUGAUUACGAUGAUGUCAUUGGUGGGAUGCUAUUCAAGGAUGGGUUCCUGUACAAGAAAGUGUCUAUCAGGUCUUUAAGUACAUCAAAUGUGCAACCAACUUUUGAUGAGUUGGAUAAAUUUAGGCAUGGUGAUCAUAUGCCUAGCUUGUCUGCCAAUAGGAAAAGAAGCUGCUUCAUGAAGGGCGAAAGGGUCAUUGUUGGUGUGGGAGACUUGAAAAAUUUAAAGGGGACAGUGGAGUGGGUGGAGCAAGAUCAUAUGGUACAUAUAAAACCGGACGAGAAAGGGCUCCCUAAAACAUUGGCCAUUAGCCACCAAAACAUUUGCAAGUGUUUUGAGGUUGGGAACUAUGUGAAGGUCGUGUCUGGGGCUGCUGAGGGCGAAACCGGAUUGGUGUUGGCAAUUGAACGACACAUUGUGAACAUUGUCUCAGACGCUACCAAGGAUUGUCUGCGUGUAUUUGCUGCCGAUCUUGUGGUUGUCAAGAAUUGAGAGAUGGCUGUGGAAUCAUGCCGAAAUCGUAACUUUCACCAUCUUUUGAUCGCAUCUUAGUCUUCUUUUUUUUAAUUUGUUUUUUUAAGUGGAACUUUUAAUUUGUUUUUGGACAUCCAUGGUCAUUUGAGGCUUAUUAGUUUCUAAGUUG
Cuscuta campestris is the source of this 1643-nucleotide messenger RNA. The record is from the annotation of a GenBank genome assembly. Lineage: Eukaryota; Viridiplantae; Streptophyta; Magnoliopsida; Solanales; Convolvulaceae.